Molecule: messenger RNA, 3461 nt
Organism: Xyrichtys novacula (pearly razorfish)
Lineage: Eukaryota; Metazoa; Chordata; Actinopteri; Labriformes; Labridae
Source: the annotation of a GenBank genome assembly
UUUUUAUCGCCUUAUAACAGGAUAUCUCACUGGCGCGAAAAACGCACUGUGUGGCUUCUAUUACACAUCGUGGGGCGGACCUUGUGCCUGCUGCGUGAACCGCCGGCUUUUGUGUUUUUGUUUUGUUAAACUUCGAACUUAAAGAGACGUAAAAGCGGUGUUGAAACCUCACAUCUAAGUGUUAUACCUACCCAGCGUCUAUCAGCGUGAUCCCUGUGCUCCGGAUCAUUGAUCUUUUGCCGUGGAGUGCCUUUCCAUGCCCUGAAAUUCACUUUUGCAAACCGGGGGAGAGCUGGUGAGUCCUUUAAUUUUAAGACUUCGUGUGAAAGUUUGAAACGAGGAAACUGAGUGUUAUUUCUGAGUCUGAGCCCACUCUUUCCUUCUUCACACGACUGCUCUGAGGAAACAAAGCGCUGCCUACAUUUCAGGAAACACUAGGUUGCCUACUUUAAAACGAGAAAGUCUUAUUAUUCACCUGAUCUACCCUUUCUCGGCCAAAACGUACACGGAAUCACAGCAGAUCUUUUAUUUAACGAAAUUAUGUAAUAAUCAUCUGUGCCUUGAUAGUUCGAUUCAUCACUGCAGGUACAUCCGCAAGAUCCACUAUCAAAUAUUAAUGUGGUCCCAUUUGGAGAAAGUCUGCUGUCAAAGGGAUGUGAACGAGUUCUUACAAUGUGGCAGGAAGUACUUUAUUUCAAUCGUGGCUAAUCUCUGUGAUAUUUCCCCUCAGGUUGAAGGUGCUCAGAGGGAACAUUUUGUAAUUGCUGGGAAUUAACUCUUGAGGAUUUUAUAAACUGGAAUCAUGGAGUUCGACUGUUACCAGCACUAUUUCUACGAUGAUUUCGACACGGAGGAGGAUUUUUACAAGUCGACCGCACCGAGCGAGGACAUAUGGAAAAAGUUCGAGUUGCUGCCCACCCCUCCCAUGUCCCCCACCCGGACUCUGAGCGGAGCUGCCUUGCACCUCUCACCGGGGGACAAGCUAAACUGGCUGUCCAAAGUCCUGGGUCAGGACGAGGAUUAUGAGGGCCAGUUCGUCCCGGGCAGCGAGGAGCUGCUCGGCAACCUUAGCUCCAUCAUCAUACAGGACUGCAUGUGGAGUAGUUUCUCCGCCAGUAAGCAGCUGGAGAAGGUCAACGGGAAGGUGGUGUCAGCUGCGGCACCGUCCGGUGCCUCCCCGUUGGCGCAGAUCUCCGUGAGACCGAGUAAGGCGCAGUGCGUCUCUCCCGCUGGCGCGCUCCCCACCGUGGCGACAGACUGCGUCGACCCCGCGGCUGUUCUCACCUUCCCGGCGAACAGUUGUAGGAAGCCGGCGUCGUCUGGCUCUGAGUCCCGCUCUGAUUCCUCCGGUAAGGAAGCAGUCAUGCUGUAAAUUGCCCCACCCUGCCCCUGCCUAGGGAUUAUAUUACCCUCUAACAAUGCGUAAUUUGGAGAGCUGGGCUGCUGUUGCAUAACUGAGGUCUGUGGUGCAAAGGGGUUAUCAAGUACACCAGUCCGUCACUUUAUAAUCCCGAUUUUUACUCUCACGUUGACAAUGCGCCACAUGCUCUCUAGAAUACCAGUGCUAUCUUUUGAAAACCGCGCCCCGUCACUUUUACUUGAUUUCUCCCCGCUUUCAAUACCUGUCACUGACUCUGCAUUACAAUCAGAGUGCGGCAGAGGGGCGGGGUAACUGAGCCAAGAUGAUUUAUUACUACUACACACACAGAAACACACCAUUAGAGUUUACUCUUUCACAUUUAAGGUAUUAGUGACUGCCCCCUGCCAGUAAUUCUGCUCAUUUAAAUAGCUGAUGAAUGGUCAGUGCUCAGUAACAAAAGCCUGAAUUCAUGCAAGCUUUGGCAUGGAUGACCAACUCUGUUAACACCUCAGUGUCUGAUUGGCCCCUCUUUAGUUAGGAGGAGAGGUGAUUUGCACAUCAGAAAGUGGAAUGCACUUCCUCAGAGUAACUAGUUAAUAUUUGAUUGAUCACUAUAUCUCAUUCAAACAUCUGUCAUCUUUCACCUUGAUAGCUACUCUGAAAGCUUUCACCUGUGAAACCUGUUUAGCGUGUUUUCAUGAGUUUUUUUCCAUUUGAUCCCAGAUGAUGAAGAGGAGAUCGAUGUGGUCACUGUGGAGAGCAAGCAGAGCAGAAUGCGUCUGGUGAAUGUCAGAAAACCUGUGACUAUCUCAGUGCGGGCUGACCCCUGCCCCAAACGCUUCCACAUGUCGGUCCAUCGGCAGCAGCACAACUAUGCUGCCCGCUCGCCAGAUAGCGAGCCAGAACCAGAGGACGAUGAUGAGGAUGAAGAUGAAGAGGAGGAGGAGGAGGAGGAGGACUAUGCAGACGAGCCUCAAACUAAGCGUACCUGCAUGACCUCGACACAGAACUCCUCUGCUCGUAUCUCCCAGCCCACCUCCCCCUCAGAGACCCCUUUGAACUCUGAUGCAGAGGACACUGACCGCAGGAGGAACCACAACUUCUUGGAGAGAAAGAGGAGGAAUGAUCUACGGUCUCGAUUCCUCGCCCUGCGGGAUCAGAUCCCUGGUUUGGAGUCAGCCAAGACCCCAAAGGUUGCAAUCCUGACUCAUGCAACAGAAUACCUUGUAGAUCUCCAUAGCAGAGAGAAACGGCAACUCCAGGAGAAGAAACGCCUCAAAUCCAGACAGCAGCAGCUUCUCCGAAAGUUAUCUGAGCUUAAACGCUCCUGAGACACUUUUAAAGAAAAAAACUGCCUCAUUCAUAGUCAGAAACCUCUCAGUCCUUUUAAAGACAACAUGCCUCAUGUAAAUAGCUGUGUGUUUUGUCUGAAAUGAAUUCACGUUAGCGUGGGCUUUCUACAAAUUGACGGCCAAUGAACCUGUUAUGGGGAGGAGCAAUUUGUGUGCUGUGUUUUUAUAUUUUCUUUGCACGUUGUUUCAAUAAUGAGCAGGGGUCAUGACUUUGGUUUUAUAGCUACAAUAUUUUCUUUUGUUAUGAUGGGAAUACAAGAGAGGUAUCUGUUAGUAGUUUACCUGUGAGAUAAGGAAUUAAUGUAGCCCUGUGUGUGAAAGCUGGUUAAGGCGUCUUAAUUUUAACCAUUGCACACUUCUAAUGGAGAAAAGUGUGAAAGCCUCUCUGUGUACAUAUUUGAGUGAGUCAGUUCUCUGUGUGGAUGGAUUGUUUGACUGAAUGUUUGAUGCACAAAAUGUUCUGUAAAUAAUAGCUUAUCCCUCCAGUUGAAGGAGAUGAAAUCAAGAGUUGUCAAUGAGCUUUGCUCUUCUUUAUGAGGUGCCAUCAGGCACCGAGGAACUUCUAUUUUGUUAAGAAAACAGGAAAAAUGGGCAAAAAAAAGAGAAAAAGUAGCACUGCUGUACUUUAUAUACACACGUCACUUUGUGAUCUCAAUGCUUCUUUUAAUUUUGGUUGAUCUGUUUUUUUUAAGCAUGUUAACUUGGACAGCAACAUUAAAUUUUGUACCAUAUUUGCAUACAAACCUUAA